UGGCCACACACCAGCGCUGGCCCUGCACAGCUGGAUGACCAGUGCUGCAAACCGCUGUCUAAUUCUCCAAAUUGAAGAGAUAUCAUCAAUGGAGGAAGGAGAGGAGCUGACUGUCCUGUAUUUACAGGACCCAGUGAAAAGGGAAUUGCUGAGGGGUGACCACACAGCUGGUGAUAGGAUUCCGAGAGAAAGAAAGGAGAAGGAUCCUCAUCAGGAGUAUCCUGAGCAACUGGAACCACAUGGAAAGUUACCAGAGAUCGCCAAAGGCAAUAUUUUCCAUUAUUCUGAUCAAGGGAAAGUCUGUGAGAGUCAGCAUAGGCCAGAGAGCAAGCAGGAAGGAUUUCUAGCGAAGAAAUGGUAUAAAUCAACUCAAUCUGAAAGAGAUUUCAGCAAACCCCAAAAUGUUAUCAUCCACCACAAAAUCAACACAGGAGGGAAACCAAACAUAUGUGCUGAAUGUGGCAAAAGCUUCAAUCGGAGCUCUACACUCUUCCAGCAUCAGAGAAUUCACACGGGUGAAAAACCCUAUAAGUGUCAGGACUGUGCAAAAAGCUUCUGUCAGAGCUCAACGCUCAUUCAGCACCAGAGAAUGCACAGAGGAGAGAAACCUUAUCAGUGUCCUGACUGUGGUAAAGAUUUCCUUUGUAAAUCAGGACUUACAAUACAUCAGAGGAUCCACACAGGCGAGAAGCCUUAUGGAUGCAGUGACUGUGGCAAAAGCUUCAGGACGAAGUCCCAACUAGUGUCACAUCAAAGAGUCCACACCAAAUAGGGCCCAGUGACAGUGCUUCCUUUGGGGCACUGCCUACUCAUUCGGUUCUCUUUAGAAGCAUUGUUUGGGACAGGUGGGGGUAACAGGCAGUGUUGGAGGAAGUGAAUUAUUGUAGGAUUGAUCAUUUGGGGAUCAUAAAGUGGAGCUGGGUGAUGGGAAGAAGAGUAGAGAAAAAGCCCUUGUACAUCAUACUCUUAUGAUUUAGUUUUUAAAGAAGUUUGAGCAUAAUUUGGCCAGAAAAAAAACCGCAGGGGCUGUAAAAGCAAUUGAAAUAAGUUGAAUUUGAUGGAGAAAUAAUGUAUUUCUUUAAACAUGGGCUGGCUUUCCAAACAUCUGGAUAACUGUGAUUUACAUGUGUGUUUUAAAACAACAUUUUUGUUAUUCAGAGAAGUGGUAGAAAUUACAAAUUCAGGUUUGGCUCCCAGUUGUAUCUGAGCCUGUACAACUUUUCAACCAGCAUCUCAGAAAUUCCCUUUGUUUAAGUUUAGUAUCCCCUUAUUCACCUCUAUUUGUCAGAAAUCAUUAACUUCCCCUAUCUAGCUUAUGUGUUCAUAUGUGAACAUGUGUCUAGAUAGGGAAUCUGGACACUUCCAGAUCUUUGCUGCCAUGUAUGUUACUGGAUCUGAAUAUCAAGCUAAAUUUCUUCUCUUUCACCUCUUUCAGGGCUUUAAUCUAUCCCAGCCCACAAAGGGAAUUCAUGAGGCAUGGUCCUAUUAUGUAAGAGGUAUCUCAUAACUGGAGUUGCUGCUGUCAGAAAGGCAGUAGACAGUCUCAGAUGAGAUGGGGCCUCUUUCCUUUCACGGUCAUUUGUCUUCCGUCUCUGAAAAACGUUUUAUUUUAUUUUAUUUUAUUUUAUUUUAUUUUAUUAAUGCUAGCUAAAAUGGUCUUUUCUCAUGUAAAAGCAUAGGGCUAUAGGCUUUCAGAUAUUCAGGUCAGAUUCCAUCCUAGGCCUUCAGGUGCCACAAGAUGAUCAGAUUCUUCUCACAGUUUACUGCUACCUUUUUGGUCAUACCUUAUUUUAUACUUUGUUAAAAAUGUUUAUCCAUAUAAAAUAUUUUUUUCUCGAUACCUGUUGUUAUUGCAUGUUCUAUCCUCAAAUUCCAAUUUUGGUCUAGUGUUCUGCAAUGGCUCCAUAACCAUUAAAGGAAUAGAAAGAUAAUAGUGUUGAUUUAGAAUAGGAAAUUUCUCCAGAAUUGCUUGACAAGAUGUGAGGUUCCAUUACUGAAUAUGUCCUGGAAGUAAAAAAUUGCUUUCAUAUGCCUUUAGCUCAAUCAGGGAUGUGCCUCCUGUAAGCGUGGGGGGCAGUGUCACUAGGUGUUACCCCACUAUAAAUUAUAGAUAAUAAAUAAAUAAUAGGCACAGAAAUAAUAGAAAAGUUCCACAGAAAAACAUAAAAACAAUUAGACUGGGCAUGUGUGUGGUUUAGCUAUGAAGACUGAAGUUCAUCAGCAAAUGAAUCCUUGCAGGGGUUUCCCAGCUUACAGCAAAGAGGUCUGAUCAAAGCCUAUUAAAGUUGGCGGUAAAAUCCUUUUGAUUUUAAUGGGAAUAGGAUCUGGCCCAGAGUGCAGAAUGUACAACUACUUGCAUUUUUGGCCAAGAGGUGCAUGUGUGCAUUCACGGCAAGUAGCUUCUUGCCCUGAGAGGUACAGGAACUUGAGCCAAGGACCAGGCACAAGACAUUGUUCCCUACUUUUGAACACCAUUGGAAGCAGUUUUUGGAGGAUGCCAAAUUUCAGUGCGUCACAGGUAGGUUAUGGAUGGAAUUUUCAAAUAAGCCUAUGUGACUUAGGAACAUAAACCCAGCCCCAGUGAGGGUCAAUAUGACUUCUGCUCUUAACUCACCUAGGCACUUUUGAAUAUCUCACCCUGGAUCACGACUGGCAUUCAUUUUGGAGCAAUGGUGGCUCUUCUUAACCUAUGGAGAAGACAUCACCCAAGAUAAUUUUAACAUUUUAUGGCAAAUGGGAGGAUAAGGAUCAGAAUAUAGGGACUUUGGCCCAGAUUUUUAAGGAUGAUUAUGCAUUGCUUUGCUCAUUUUGCCAAGUUGUGGUUUCAAAUGUGACUUAGGUACUUAGGAUUUAAGGUAAACACAAAGGAUGGGAUUCACAAAGAUACUUAGGUUUCUAACUCCCUUGAAAUCAAUGGGACUUAGGUACCCAAGUACUUUUGUGAAUCCCACUCUCAGGAGCCUAAGUCUUUCUAUGUGGAAAUGAGACAUAGGCUCCCUAAAUUAGUUAGAUGUUGCAACACUGAGAGAGCAAUGCCUAAAUACCCUUAAAAAUCUGGGCUUUUGGCACCCAGAAACAGACACAAUUCAGAAUAAUUUCUAUAUUCGUUUUAUAAUGUCUUUGCAGAUUGUGAGAAAAUGGCAUCUUUUGAUAACAUUAGGAAAACAUACCAAGCUGGAGAACACUUGUACAUUUUGCCAUGAACACUUGAAAUAAUGAACCCAGCUGCUGCCACUGACACUGACAAGUGCUCUUCCAUUAAUUUUUAUUACUAAUAUUUGAACGAGACCAGUCCCACUGGAGAGUUUAAUCAACUCAGUAAAAUAUAUUCUGUAUCUUGCAACUUUUUCAUGUUAUGUUUACUUGUGAUUGAAAUUCCAUUCCUCUAAUCUAAUAAAAGUCCAUUACAUCUUUUUUUACCCAAGCUGUGAGGGAAAAUAAUCCUCCUCCAAGCUUAUGCUUAGCAUGAUGAUGCUAGUUGCAACU
Molecule: messenger RNA, 3486 nt
Organism: Mauremys reevesii (Reeves's turtle)
Lineage: Eukaryota; Metazoa; Chordata; Testudines; Geoemydidae
Product: zinc finger protein 22-like
Exons: 3
Coding region: 35-772 (245 amino acids)
Biological process (GO): regulation of transcription by RNA polymerase II
Molecular function (GO): DNA-binding transcription factor activity, RNA polymerase II-specific; RNA polymerase II cis-regulatory region sequence-specific DNA binding
Source: RefSeq, a predicted model, not a curated record